Molecule: messenger RNA, 4084 nt
Organism: Suncus etruscus (white-toothed pygmy shrew)
Lineage: Eukaryota; Metazoa; Chordata; Mammalia; Eulipotyphla; Soricidae
Gene: SREBF1
Product: sterol regulatory element binding transcription factor 1
Exons: 19
Coding region: 43-3498 (1151 amino acids)
Biological process (GO): regulation of transcription by RNA polymerase II
Cellular component (GO): nucleus
Molecular function (GO): RNA polymerase II cis-regulatory region sequence-specific DNA binding; protein dimerization activity; DNA-binding transcription factor activity, RNA polymerase II-specific
Source: RefSeq, a predicted model, not a curated record
CCCGGAGUCGGCGGACGCGACGCUCCCCGCAAAGCCGGCGCCAUGGACGAGCCGCCCUUCUGCGAGGCGGCGCUGGAGCAGGCCCUGGCCCCGCCGUGCGAGCUGGACGCCGCGCUGCUCACCGACAUCGAAGACAUGCUGCAGCUCAUCAACAACCAAGACAGUGACUUCCCAGGCCUGUUCGACCCACCCUAUGCAGGAGGUCGGGCAGGUGACGCAGACCCCAGCAGCCCUGAUACCAGUGCCCCUGGCAACUUGUCUCCACCUCCUGCUACCAUGAGAUCCCCCUUUGAAGGCUUGCUGGGGACGGCCAAAGGCACACUCCCACCUCUGUCCCCUUCUCCACAGCCAGCCACCCCAUUGAAGACGUACCCGCCCUCUGGGUCUGCCUUUUCCCCUGGGCCAGGUAUCAAAGAGGAACCGGUGCCACUAACCAUCCUGCAGCCCCCGACCCCACAGCCUGUGCCAGGGACCCUCAUGCCCCAGAACUUUCCUAUCCCAGCACCACCGCAGUUCAGCUCUGCUCCCGUAUUGGGCUAUUCCAGCCCUCCUGCAGGCUUCUCUACAGGGAUCCCUCCAGGGAGCACUCCACAGUCAUUGCCUGGCCUGCCGCUAGCUCCUCUGCCUGGAGCUCCGCCCAUCUCCUUGCAUACCCCAGCUCAGAGUGUGGCCCCCCAGCAGCUGUUGACGGCCACAGCUACCCCCACAGCAGCCCCUGGCACCACUACUGUGACCUCCCAGAUCCAGCAGGUCCCGGUCCUGCUGCAGCCCCACUUCAUUAAGACAGAUUCACUGCUCCUGACCACCAUGAAAACGGACCUGGGGACCACUGUGAAGACAGCAGGUCUCAGCCCCCUGGCUCCUGGCACAGCUGUGCAGACAGGGUCUCUGCAGACCCUGGUGAGUGGAGGCACCAUCCUGGCAACAGUGCCACUCGUCGUGGAUGCUGAAAAGCUGCCUAUCAACCGCCUGAUAGCCAGCGGCAAGACCCUGGGCUCAGCGCAGAGCCGUGGAGAGAAGCGCACAGCCCAUAAUGCCAUUGAGAAACGCUAUCGCUCCUCCAUCAAUGACAAGAUCAUCGAACUCAAGGACCUGGUAGUGGGCACAGAGGCAAAGCUGAAUAAAUCCGCUGUCUUGCGUAAAGCCAUUGACUACAUCCGUUUCCUACAACAGAGCAACCAGAAACUCAAGCAGGAGAACCUGAGUCUGCGCACUGCUGCCCACAGAAGCAAAUCCCUGAAAGAUCUGGUGUCCACUUGUGGCCAUGGAGGGAACACAGAUGUGCCCAUGGAAGGCCUGAAGCCUGAGGUGGUGGACACACUGAGCCCACCCCCCUCAGAUGCUGGCUCCCCGUCCCAGAACAGCCCUCUGUCCUUGGGAGGCAGAAGCAGUGGAAGUGCUGGCAGUGGCAGUGACUCAGAGCCCGAGAGCCCAGUCUUCGAGGACAUUCAGGUGAAAGCAGAGCAAUUUCUGUCCCCACACCGAGGCCUGCUGGACCGCUCGAGGCUGGCCCUGUGCAUGCUCGUCUUCCUCUGUCUCUCCUACAACCCCUUGGCCUCCCUGCUAGGCAGCAGGGGUGUACCCAGCUCCAUGGAAGCCACCAGCAUCUACCAUGGGCCUGGGCGCAUUGUGCUGGGCACUGAGGGUAGAGAUGGCCCUGGCUGGGCCUCCUGGCUGCUGCCCCCUCUGCUCUGGCUGACUAACGCACUAUUCGUGCUGCUCUUCCUGGCGCUGCUCUUUGUCUAUGGGGAGCCCAUCACUCGGCCCCACUCAAGCUCUGCCGUGCACUUCUGGAGGCAUCGCAAGCAGGCUGACCUGGACCUGGCCCGGGGUGACUUUGCCCAGGCUGCCCAACAGCUAUGGCUGGCCUUGCGGGCCCUGGGUCGACCUCUACCCACCUCCCACUUUGACCUGGCCUGUAGCCUGCUCUGGAACCUUAUCCGCCACCUGCUGCAGCGCCUCUGGUUGGGCCGGUGGCUGGCUAGCCAUGCCGGGGGCCUGAAGAGGGACGGCGCUCUGCAGGCAGAUGUCCGUGCCAGUGCCAGGGAUGCAGCCCUUGUUUACCACAAGUUGCACCAGCUGCACACCAUGGGGAAGUAUACAGGUGGGCACCUCGCUGCUGCCAACUUGGCCCUGAGUGCCCUGAACCUGGCAGAGUGUGCCGGGGAUGCCAUGUCCAUAGCCACGUUGGCUGAGAUCUAUGUAGCAGCUGCACUGAGAAUCAAGACCAGUUUCCCCUGGGCCUUGCAUUUUUUGACUCGCUUCUUCCUGAGUAACGCCCGCCAGGUCUGCCUGGCACAAAGUGGAUCAGUGCCUCUGGCCAUGCAGUGGCUCUGCCACCCUGUGGGCCACCGUUUCUUCGUGGAUGGAAACUGGGCUGUGUGCAGUUCCCCACGGGAGAGCCUGUACAGCGAGGCUGGGAACCCAGUGGACCCGCUGGCCCAGGUGACUCAGCUAUUCCGUGAACAUCUCUUGGAGCGAGCACUGAAUUGUGUAGUCCAGCCCAGCCCGAGCCAUGGGUCUGCUGAUGGUGACAGGGAGUUCUCAGAUGCCCUUGGGUACCUGCAGUUGCUGAAUAGCUGUUCUGAUGCUGCUGGUGCCCCUGCCUGCAGCUUCUCUAUCAGCUCUAGCAUGGCAGCCACCACGGGCACAGACCCGGUGGCCAAAUGGUGGGCCUCGCUGACGGCCGUGGUGACUCAUUGGCUGCGGCGGGAUGAGGAAGCGGCUGAGAGGUUGUACCCACUGGUGGAGCAUCUACCCCAUGCCCUACAGGAGUCUGAGAGACCCCUCCCCAAGGCAGCACUGCACUCCUUCAAGGCAGCCCGGGCCCUGCUAGGCCAUGGGAAGGUCGAGUCUGCUUCCGCCAGCCUGGCUGUCUGUGAGAAAGCCAGCGGGUACCUUCAGGACAGCCUGGCCACCACCGCAGCCAGCAGCUCCAUUGACAAGGCCAUGCAGCUGCUUCUGUGUGACCUGCUGCUGAUGGCACGGACUAGCCUAUGGCAGCGGCAGCAGCCGCCCCCCGCAGCUCAGGCCUCGCAGGGCCCCAGCGGAGGAAGUGGGCCUCAGGCCUCUGUUCUGGAGCUUCGGGGCUUCCAGAGGGAUCUGAGUGGCCUGAGGCGUCUGGCUCAAGGCUUCCGGCCUGCCAUGCGUAGGGUAUUCCUACACGAGGCCACUGCCCGGCUGAUGGCCGGGGCCAGCCCCACACGGACACACCAGCUCCUGGACCGCAGUCUGAGGAGGAGGGCAGGCCCCUGCAGCAAGGGAGGCGCAGUGGCGACAGAUCUGGAGCCCCGACCCACGAGGCGCGAGCACGCUGAGGCACUGCUGCUGGCCUCCUGCUACCUGCCCCCCGGCUUCCUGUCGGCCCCGGGACAGCGGGUGGGCAUGCUGGCCGAGGCUGCCCGCACGCUGGAGAAGCUCGGCGACCACCGGCUGCUGCACGACUGCCAGCAGAUGCUCCUGCGCCUGGGUGGCGGGACGACUGUCACCUCCAGCUAGACCCUCUCGGGCUGCCCCAGCCCUGCAGCUGAAGUGGAGCAAAUCGGCUUGUUUCAGCCUGAUUCAGCCAGUUUCUGGGGUUAGUUAGAGCCUUAUGUGCUCAAGGCAGUGUCUGAAACGCUGGUGUCCACAGUUCACCCACGUAUUCCCUGGGUACCUCACGGUGGCUUUUGUCUCCUGACUUGGGAGGCACCGCCGCCGGCCCGACCCCGACCCCCAACGCCCACCCCAUCUGCUGCGGGGCUGCGUCCAGGAUGGUGCUGACAUCUGGUGGCCGGUAGGGUGAUUGCGAAUGCGCGGCCUGCAAGUUGUCACCUUUGCAGCACCCAGUGACUUUCCCCUCUCCUAUCUAGGGAGCAGAGAAAGGGACAUUUACCAAUCUGAGAGAGAGGUCCACUUGGCUAGUCCAUCCAUGAGGGUUCCUACUCCAAGGCGCCUCCUUCCCUCUGAGGAACGCUUGUACAUAGUGUAGAUGUGCACCAGCCUCCUGAUCCUUGAGGCUCGAGUGCUCCUUUGCCUUUUGCAAACUUUAUUUUCAUAGGUUGAGACGUUUUGUACAGAGAAUAAAAGUUGAAGUUAUUUAUAA